AUUCUGACUGUAGCAAGCUCUGGGCAGUGUUUGGCCUAAAAGGUCCAAUUCAUAAGGGGCUUUUGUUGCUUCAACUUUUGUUUUUAUCUUAGCUUAUUUCUGGGAGAAUGAGGGGAUCUCUGGGAUUACAUCUGAAGAGGCUUUUGGAUUAAUUCUCUUUGGAGUAAGUACAUCAUUAAGAAUCAAAGGCUAAAAAUGAAUCCUUUAAAUUAAAAAGAUUCCUAAAUUUUUUUGAAAAAAUAGAUUUUAGAGAUCUCUUCUUCUCCGUAGUUGACUUAUUUGUAUUUAUGAAAAGAUCAAACUAAAAGGAAAACAUGUAACAAUUUCAUGGCUAGCCUUAAAAAUUCUCUUUCCAAAAUGCAAGAGCAAGUGUCUGAUCUAAAACAAAGGUGGAAGAUACUUUGCACACACACUAUCCCUGGGGGCCUGGCAAUAAGGGCUGACCUACCUUAAUAUUUUAAAAAGGUUAAAGUUCUGUGCUUUUGCCUCAGAAGCCUAGGUUUGAUUCCUGGGCAGGGAAUGAGUGUGUUCUGGUUUGAUAUUUGUGUAACUUUUGUCAUUUAUUGAUUCUUUUCCCUUCUGCACACAACUUUGAUUUUCUGUGUCUGGGGGGAGGUGGUCAUAUGGGGCUUUUAGACACUUACGUAUAAAUGAUCAGCCAAGAAGCUGGGACCCUAGAAAAUAUGGCCAGAUAGAAUUGUGGGUUACACCAGGUUUAUGGCUAGCGAGACUUUCAUUUCUUUGAGCUGUUUUUGUGGCUUUUCUGGAUCUCAUAAAAACUGUUUUCCACGUCUUUGGAGACACAUCUUGCUUCCUUGAUUGAAUUAUAACCUUAGUUAAGGCUUAUUGGUUUCCACUUAGAAGGGUAUUUUUAGUUAAAAAGUUCAAAAGCAAAAAUGUCAGCUGUUUGUCCCAGCUAAAGUCUGCUCCAUUUACCUUAACUUACCUCUUUGGUCUUUGGAGGUACCAGAAAUUACUCUGUUAUUAGGAAAAUAUUUAACCUUGGUAUUAUUAAAUUAAGUUUGGCCUAAUGCUACCUCCUUACAUGAUUUUUAAUUUGGUCUAAAGGUUUCUCUGUACUCAAUGAGUUACAGCUAUUCUGUGCUAAUCACUGAUUUUUGGCCUAUCAGAGACGGUCAGCUGUUCAAUCUAGGUUUAAAUAAGGCAAACGCUGAGCUGGACCCAAUCCAGCUCUUUUAUUACCUCAUGUCUGUUUUCUGCAUGUCACUCUCCUUUUUCUGUCCAUGAAUCUUUGGCGCUGGAGUCUCUCUGGCCUUGUUCUCGUUCUAAGGGCUGCCCUGUUUGCGAAUUGUUCUUUGCUCAGUUAAAAACUCUGUCAAAUUUAAUUUUUCUAAGGUUUUCCUUUUAAUAGAAGAUGUCAGAAGUGGGUUCCAAAAUAGAGCUCCCAGAGACCCCCAGGAGCACUGAGUGAUCAAGCAAGGUGCCCACCAGGCCCAUCGUGUCCCUUGUUCUCUUGAAGCCUCUGGGGAUCGUGGUAAAAGUUACCUAAGUUGAUCAUGUAGAUGUGAGAGCCAAGCCGAGAUUCAAGGUAAAAAUGGGAUCUUUAAUUUCUGAAGAACUGAGUACUCUACAUUCGGCUGUGCCUACCUACAUGAAACAAAUGGAGGACUGCUGCGACCCCGCCCACCUCUUUGCUAUGACUAAAAUGAACUCCCCCAUGGGGAAGAGCAUGUGGUAUGAUGGGGAGCUUUUGUACUCAUUCACCAUUGACAAUUCAACUUACUCUCUCUUCCCCCAGGCAACCCCCUUCCAGCUGCCAUUGAAGAAAUGCGCGGUGGUGGGAAAUGGUGGGAUUCUGAAGAAGAGUGGCUGUGGCCGUCAAAUAGAUGAAGCAAAUUUUGUCAUGCGAUGCAACCUUCCUCCUUUGUCAAGUGAAUACACUAAAGAUGUUGGAUCCAAAAGUCAUUUAGUGACAGCGAAUCCCAGCAUAAUUCGGCAAAGGUUUCAGAACCUACUGUGGUCCAGAAAGACAUUUGUGGACAACAUGAAAGUCUAUAACCACAGUUACAUCUACAUGCCUGCCUUUUCUAUGAAGACAGGAACAGAGCCAUCCCUGCGGGUAUAUUACACACUGUCAGAUGUCGGUGCCAAUCAAACAGUGCUCUUUGCCAACCCCAACUUUCUGCGUAACAUUGGAAAGUUCUGGAAAAGUAGGGGAAUCCAUGCCAAGCGCCUGUCCACGGGACUUUUUCUGGUGAGCGCAGCUCUGGGCCUCUGUGAAGAGGUGGCCAUCUAUGGCUUCUGGCCCUUUUCCAUCAAUAUGCGUGAGCAGCCCAUCAGCCACCACUACUAUGACAACGUGUUACCCUUUUCUGGCUUCCAUGCCAUGCCCGAGGAAUUUCUCCAACUCUGGUAUCUGCAUAAAAUCGGUGCCCUCAGAAUGCAGCUAGAUCCAUGUGAAGACACCUCAACCCAGCCCACUUCCUAGGGACAGUGGAAGAAGAAAGGACUGAGACAGGGUAUUUUUGUUAGGUUUUCUAUGUGAUUUCAAGAGGGAAUGGUCAGGUGGUUCCAUGGAUUUGCAGGGGCCACUUGGAAAAAACAAGAAAAGAACAACAAAAACCCAAGCAAAACUUUGCUUUUAAUGUUGGCUUAGAAGACAAAUAAGAAAUGAAACAUCUCAUGAAACAUUUGAUAGCACAUGGUGGAUUUGCUAAUAAAAUGCUGAUGAAAUGCUGUUGGUAAAGCACAUUUACAUGGUUCAAAUCUAGACGAUGCAGUUCAAAAACAGGACAAACUAGGCUGAGGAACUAAUCAAGGUAGAAUAAAGAAAAUGCCGGGGCAAAAGUGUUGCUGAUUAUCAACACAAACUGGCUUAAUAAUAAUAAUAAUAAUAAUAAUACUGAUAGUAACUUGUCUUAUUAAGACUGGCAUUAGAACAAUAGGUUUUUAAAAAAAUUAUUAUUUAUUUUUGCCCUAUUUAGGGGCAGUGGGUGGGUGAUGGGGUAGAUUAAAAAAAAUCUCUUACUGAGUAAUGCUACAGCUGAUUAUUGUGAUUUGUUGAACCAUGUCUAUAUUAACUAUAGUUUCCCUCUAUUUUUUAAAUUUUAAAUAAGAAUUGCUUCUUCCUCUUUUGUCGAGUCUACUUAGACAAUGUGAAGCAUUGUUGAAUUUAGACUGUGUUGAUUCAUAGUCUGGAUAACAUGAGCCACUUUCCGUCUCAGAAUUUAGGACAUAAACCCAGUUUUAGGUCUGCAUUGUGUAAGCCUGUUUGCAUUGUCAUUGUUAUUUUAGUGCAAAAAGACUACAAAUGGGAGUGCAUUAUUUAUUUGUAAAUUGCCAUAAUUGUCUUCAUAAUUUAAUGUUCAGAAAUGAAGUAAAGCACAAUGAUGAAAAGCUUAGUCUCUGUGGAAGACAGACCAGAAGGCGAAUCCCUUUUCUAUCCACCAUGGUAUCUUCACUCCAAGAUAAAGCAUAUGUCUGCACACAUGCAAGAAUACAUGUAUACAUGUACACACCCACACUUACACACACACACACACAAAGUUAAACAAAACUCAUUCCUGCACAACUAUGAAAGCUGAACUCAUACAACGUGUUAUGGUAAAAUUUUAAUGAAUGUUGGUGAGCUGCAAAUGUGUUAUGUCCUGUCCACUACAUGCUGAAAUAAAAUAAGCCAAUUUCCUGGUUGCUGUGCAUGAUGCCCAUACAAGCAUGAGAUGCAAGUCUUAUCCCCAGUAAUUGCCCAGAAUGAGCAGCAUUGUUUUUACUCAUUCUGACUUUCCCCAGAAUUUCAUGAAUGGGCCCAGGGUUGAACAUGGUCACAAAAGGCAUCGUUUGUACAAGUAAGGGGUUAUGGAUUAGUAGCUAUUUAUUUCCUUGGUAGCAGUUAGGACUGCUUAGACAUCUUGUUUCACUGGCUUAGACACACAGCAAGAAAACUCUAUAGACAGAAGCAGCCAAAUGUGUUUUCAUAUAAGAGAAACGUAGACAAAGCCUCUCCUUGUCUUUGUGCUUUGGGAGGUCAUAAGCUAAAAGGAGACACUGGAACUCACUAUCUUUAUUCUUUUAAAUGUCACCAAAAUGUUGAUAAAACUGUCCCAAAAAUUCUACUUCAAUUUUAAAGGGAGAAACUUAGUAUAGCAUAUAAAUUAAGACAGGUGACAUUUUUUGGUGGGUGAACUUACAUGACUUCAAGAUAACAAAGCCCUUAGAAAAAUUCUAUAUCAUUGGAGAUAUAGGCAAUUUGUAAAUGCAAUUGAAUAUUGAGGCUAUUAGAGAAGAUAGCAGUUACAAUAUGACUGGUUGACAUAAUGCAGCUUAUACUGAUACUUAGAAAGUUAAGAACUUGAGAAUAUCAAUUCUAGGCAGAACUGGUUUGCAGUUUUGAUCCUGUAUGACAAUAAAAAGGUAAUGAGAAUGCCCUGCGGGUGAGCUGUAUUAAAUAUUCACUUUAUGUGUAACCCUGAAUAUAUUUCCUCUUUUGAGCUAUUGUUAUUAUUUAGUAGUUACCUAAAAAAGGAAUACAUUUUUCCCAGUAUACCAUUAAAAUGUAUAAAGGGCUAACAAAAAACACAUGCAAAAGUGAGCAAACUAUGUGUCACUCAUAUUAGUGCUUUGAUUGCUAAAAUUAUUAAAAUGUAAUUCAUGAGCUCCAUAAAGCCCAUACAUCACAGUUCCAUUGAAAAUACUAUGUGGAAAUUUUGCAUCUUGUUACGUUUUCUGGGAUAAAUUCAUACAGUAGACAUCUCCAUAAUGUUUAGGCUAUAAAUUUGUAAAACUAUCCCAUGUGGCUUCUGAAAAGCACAACAGAAAUGGCUGAUACUGGUAACGUUUGAUUAGACCUGUGCUCCUCAGCUAGGGUGGUUCCUCUCCCCUCUCUGGUGUCAUUUGGCAAUGUCUGGAGAUGUUUUUCAUUUUCCCGGCUCAAGGGUGCUGUUGGCAUGUAAUGAGUAGAGGUUAGGGAUCCUGCUGAUUGUCCUACAAUGCACAGGUCAGUCUCUCUUAUUUUGGGAGCGUGUGCCAAAGUGCAGGUGAAAGAGGGAUAUGAAAAUGAGAGUGUUUCCUUCACCCGAUUCGAACACCCAUGAAACCACCCCUUGGGGAAGGGAAGGAAAGGGUGUCUGGAGACUGUCAAGGUCCUAGGUCUCACAAAUAACUAGCUAAUCUAAAACGUCAAUAGUGCCAAGGUUGGAAAACCCUGGAUUAGACCAAAGGGGAAUUUCGAUUGUUCCACAUUGUCUUCACUUAAGGAGACACACACAUGUUCACACCAUUCAGAGUAUGACUACGAUUUAAUGAAAAUCUAGGGUAGAUUGCAACUUGGCAUUACUUAAUAGUGACAACUCAUAAGUAUGCCCUACAUAUGCUUUUUUCCAUGGUUGGGUAGAUAGAUGUUUCUAAACAAGAAACAUCCUGUGUGUGUAUGUGUGUAGCAUCUCUAUCCUUAUUUCUGCGUGUUCCUAAGUAAGGACUUCUCUAGGGCUCUCCUGCAGAGUACUCUGUAAUUCUCUAUUAUUAUUAAGAGGUUGAAUUCUAAACUCUCAUCAUUUUAUCUUGUUUGUCUGAAAUUAAGACCUUCGAAAUUGGGCCUGGUACUUUGCUGAAUUUGGCCAAUGACAUUUUAAUAUUACUAAGCCGAACCCUUAAGGUUCAGCUCAGAAGACAUUCAGGCUAGGACAGACACAUUCAAUAAGAAAAUAUUUAAUCACUUUUGGUGCAUCUGCCAAGAGAAAGCGUCACUUUCUACCAUCGGACUAAUUUUUAAAAUUGUUUUUCAGUGACAAAAAUUAGGUUGCUCCUUGGGGGCAGAAGGAAAGAUGGAGAGACUGAAAUGAGCAUCUCGAUAGGACUUUUAAUUUCUAUAGCCCCAACUUGAGAAUGGCACUGAUGCUAAAGAGCAUGAAUGAGGGUGACCUCUGUUUAAUUUUAAUCACACCUCAGGAAAAUUAAGAUUGCUGAAGGAUGAAGUCAUUCCAUAAGAAAGAAAAAUAGUGUGUUAUAUGAAAAAAUUUUGAUGUGGAAGAGGACUCCUACAUACAUAUGCUUUAAAUAGAGUAUUUUAUCAAAGGUUUAUACAGCAUUGUUCAGCUAAACUGAAAAAAUCUCACAUAAAAAGUUAAGGAAGUGCUCACUGGAUUUUGUUUCUGUGCAGUUCACUUUUAGCUAUCUUAACAAAAGUAGAAAGUAAAUUAUCCAAAGUGGCAGAUGUUCAGACAAUACCAUGUUUGCCUUUGUGACGUCUCAUGCCCUUCUUGUGGCUAACAAUUUGUUUAGGCUAAAUAUAACUUGUACCUGAAGCAGUCUGGACAGCGUGACUAAAAAUGGAAAAUAACUGAAGAAAUCCUUGGAUUUUAAAUUUACCAAAAUAUUACCAAAAUAUUCCCAGAUUAGUCAAAAGCUUUACACAGAUGAUCCAAAAUGGAAAUAUCAAUAAUGUUUAUUCUUGUCAGCAGCUAUUGUAGUUUUAUAACUUAAUAUAUACAACCUCCUAUUUCUUUGUUUAGAAAGUCAGCCAUCUAAAGUUUUAAUUUCUAUGUUUGCAAAAUACUGACUUUGUGAAAAUUUUAACUGACAAAUCCUUGUUAGGAGGGAUCUAAGGGGAAAAAAUGUCACCAGUCCAUGGAAAACUUUAGGAAAUGAUUAUUUUGUCGUGUAAAUACUUUCCCGCCGGAACCAGGUAAUCAUAUCUGCUCUAUGUUUGUAGAAUUCCAAAGGUCAAGAGCUGUAAGGAUUUUUGUGUGAACUUGAGGACUCAGAGUAGUACUGUGCUCUUUAUUUCUUUAUCUUCUUAGCAUAGAGGUCAGUUCUCAGAUUACAUGACUUUGGGUGGGCAAACACCAGGGGUGGAAGUGGGUUGACAGUUUCAAGGGCCCUGCGCUCCAGGUCAAGGCUAUAAUAGAAGUAAACGUGGCUAGCGAUUUUGGCAACUUCAUUCCACUGUGUGCUAGGGAGACGGUGGGGCAAGUGGAAAGGAGGAGAUGGCCCCUUGCCCCAAGCAUAGAAAACGUCAGAGAGGUCUAUACCCUUGACCACCCAUCUCUGUCCUCCCCCAGGGGAGCCGACUUGGCUGUGGGGUUGAGCUGGUAGCAUUGUGACUAGAGAGGUGGUGUGGAAAUUUGCUGAGAAGCUCAAAAUUUCACACUGCCUUAAAUUGCUUUGUUUUUGCUUAAGCAUGUGUUCUCUAAAUGUAGGUGUGUCCUGAGACCGAGUCACCCUGACCUAGUUAUGGCACUGAUGGUGAUUAUGAAAAGUGGAGCUUUUUUCCCAUUCAGAUGGAUUUUUUUUUUUUUUUGAGUCUUUGAAGCUAAGGAGACCAGCAAAUAUUCCACCAGUUCCUACAGAGCUUCUUUGAAAGCCCUGGAGACUAACUCACAGGAACUCUGAAGCCCAGUGUCUGUUUAUAAACUCCUAAGUAUGAGGCCACAAUAUUUAGGUUGAGCACUAUAAAAUGUCUAUUUUGUAAGUGGGAGGAGACUUAUAUCUAUAAUUGCUGUAGCUUUUUUUUUCUUCCUAUCAUAAAAAAAAAAAAUGGGUACCAUCUGCUUUCUCCUCCGCCGAGGCUUGUCUUUUGAAUUUUUUUACAUACAUCCUAGAGGUGAGAGAUUGAAACAAGUGCAUGAAUGGAAAGCUUAUGCAAACAUAACACGACCUCUGCUCAUCCUUUCAGUAAGGAAAAAAAAUACAUGCUUCUGUUUCCUUCUUCUCAUUCUCUUCUUUGUGGUGCCAGCAUUUCUGAUUUCUUCUCUCUCUCUAACACAUAAGGAACAAAUAUAAUGUUAUAAAUUGACUUAUGAGACCUGUGAACAUUUGCAUGGUAGCCAAAGCCCAUCACUAUAACUUUUUAAAGCUCAAAAGAGGAAUUAUAUUGUAUGGUCACUAGUCUGUGUUCCUAUUGAUCUCUAUAUUGUGCUAAGAUCCUUUCUGAUUCUGUUUUCCUGUUAAAGCUGUGGGAUAUAAUCAAUGAUGCAAACCUGUCUGGAACUUUUAUAGAAUAACAUCCAAAUAUAUUGAUCCUGUUUUUUUCUCUGCUUUUAUGUAAUUAGACUUUCUUUAGAUAUUUAUUUUAAAACCCUAUGCUUCGCACAAUACCAGUAAGCAUCUAAGAGAUGUAAUUUAAUCCAAGACAGAGAAAACCAGGAAUCAGAUAAUGUCUAUUUUUUUCUCUGCACAGUAAGAGAAACCAAAAAUUAUAAUAAAAAAGGGUUUAACCGAAAUGACAAAAAGAGGUAAAAUCCUGGUUUUCAUUUGAAGGGACCAUCGGAAAUGAGCCCAGAAGGCAGUUCAGCAGAGAGCAAGGAAGAGGCUGUUGACCUUGAGUGCAGUCCCAAGAAUGGAACCUUUUCAAAAUAUUUUAAAGGAAAUACCUUGUCAUCCAGUUGUUAUGGUCAAUGAUGAAAAGAUGCUAGAGGAAGCAGUGGGCGAGCCAGAUGGUGAGACACUUAGGAAGAGAAUAGAAGAGUGGCACCUGUUUAUCCACUUGGACCUUGACGGUCUUAAGGCCCCACUCUUUCCUUCCCCUCCCCAGGAGGUGGUUUCCUGGGUGUUUGAGCUGGGUGAAGCAAACACUCCCAUUUUCAUGUCCUUCUUUCACCUGCACUUUGACCCACAUUCCCAAAGUAAGAUCACUAUCUAGAUCUCCUGUCAUGAUGAUGCAGUGACAGAAGAACGUGUCACCUUUGCAACAUGGUCACCCCAUCUACACAUAGCCGGAGUUAGAAAGCUGUAGUCCCCUGUUCCUACAAUUACUUCAGUAAAAUCCUUUUGUACACAUUAUUACUUAAGUAGGCAUAGUCUCAUUUUCUCCCAUGUUCUAGUGUACACACACACACAUACACACCUUACCUUAUUUAUGCCAGUGGAAAAGAGGGAGAUGGUGGAUUGGGUGUGGGGGGCUGGGGAGUGACAGAGGAUGCCUUAACUUUUUCUGGUGUGCCCCCCACUUAUGUGUUUCUGUCAUGCACCUCUGUCCCUUUAGAGAUGUAACCAUGUCUGUUUCAAGUUGUAUCUUUCUUUAUCAUCAGCAAAGAACUCUUAUAAAUGUAGCAAACGUGACUAUUUUAUAGAAACGCACAAUAGUACAUAGGCCUUGGAGAAGUCUGAUAAUAGGAUGUAAAUAUCCUUUGUUGAUGUAGUACAGCCUUUUGGUAGGAAGCUCCUUAGGUGGUAGCCCCAGGAGGAUUCAUAGAUUGAAUGUUUGUUUCUCUAGCAAAUUAUGGUAUUCAUGGGAAGCAAGGAAUCAGUUGGUUGCUGUUUUUCAUUCAGUCUUAAGCGCCAAUCCCAUGGGCUUUCUUUCUGUUAUGUUACUAUAGACACCCCCCUCAUAAUAUAUGAGAUUUAUAAUUUAGGAUGAUUGAUGGCUACUAGGGUACAUCAUAGUCAGAGACUUUAGAGAGAAGGGAAGAGAAAAGGCAAACAUAGUUCCAUUGAAAAGCCUGCUUAAUCUUUUAAGAGUCUAAGAUAUUACUAGAGCUCUAGCUAGUUACUAUUCAGUAUAGUUGGUUUGAGAAGUGUUGGGGGAAGAAAAUGUUUCUCUUUGGUCUCUUUAAUUCUAUUAUUGCACAUUAUAUACUAUGCUACCUGUGUGCAAACUGUUUUCUCUGGAGCCAAUUUUCAGAGGCUGGAGGUAAGGAGAAAACAGAAAAAUUCAAAUAUUCUUUUUUUUCUCAUAUAAUGUAGUCUGACUAUCAAGUUCAUGGAUAUAAUAAUUCUGGAAAAGAAUAUAGAUUAGUCUAUAAAAUUGAAAUCACCUUCGAAGUGUAUAUGGAAUUGCUUCUUUCUAUUAAAGCCAAACUUCAUGGGCAGAAAACACGGGGGAAAUCAAUGGUCUUCAUUUCCUUUUUUUUAGAGUUUCAUAUAAAAUGUUGCAGGUAACAAAAAAAAAAGUUUAAUUGGUACUUUUUAUUGUGUGACUUGAAAAAUAGUAUCUAUCUCUGUUGGUUCUACUGAGUUGUUUCUUUCCACAUAACCUAAAUGCAGUGUCACGAGAGGAGGUUUGCUGUAAAAACAUGUCUUUUUCUUUGGUGUGUUCAUUGUAAUUAUGGCUGGCAGUGAGAAAGUUCAGUAAGUCUCAAUUUCUCUACCUCCUUUACUUGGAGAAAACUUGGAAACAUACCCUGUGAAUAAAAUGAUUUUUUUUUAAUAGCA
This is a messenger RNA of Microcebus murinus (gray mouse lemur), 10107 nucleotides long. NCBI's taxonomy places the organism in Eukaryota, Metazoa, Chordata, Mammalia, Primates, Cheirogaleidae. The record is from RefSeq and is a predicted model, not a curated record.